Molecule: messenger RNA, 1106 nt
Organism: Dermatophagoides pteronyssinus (European house dust mite)
Lineage: Eukaryota; Metazoa; Arthropoda; Arachnida; Sarcoptiformes; Pyroglyphidae
Product: clarin-2
Source: RefSeq, a predicted model, not a curated record
AAUCAAUUCAAACGGUUCUUGUGUGUGUGUGUGUGUGUGUUUGUGUGUUGAUUCAUAAACAUCCAAUUUGGAAAAUGAUUUUGUUAAACAUUUUGAAUAAUAUAUUGAUGAUUACCAUCAUCAUCAUCAUCAUCAUCGGUGAUCAAUGAAAAUUUUUGGUCAAGUUUUUUAUUUUCAAUUCAGCCAAAGAUCAACAAACAUAACACAAGAAGUUGAGAGAAAGAAAUGGAACAACGUAAACGUAUCUAUAUAUUUUUAACAUUUUUCAUUUGUACAACAUGUUUAGCAUUGUUAACAAUAUCAUUAGCAACACAUCGUUGGAUUAUAGCAUAUCCAAUACGUUUAAUAUCAUUAAAUUCAUCAACAUUAUUUCAAUUGAAUGAUUAUUUUAUUGAUAAUAAUGUUGGUGGUGAUCAACAACAACAACAACAACAACAACAACAACAGCAAAAACAACAAUCAAUCGAUCUGGAAUUACCGAAAAAAUUUCGUGGUUUUGUCUAUUUUGGCCUAUUUCAAGGUACAAAAGUUUUAAAUUAUGGUCUUGGUGAUCGUACAACAAUUAUUUGGUUAAAACAAGAAAUGCUUCGUAAUCCAAAUCUAAUGUCAUUUACAUUAUGGUUAUUGACAAUAUUAUCCAUUUCAAUUGCAAUGAUAUUUGGUUUGGUUGCUGCCAUAUUUUCAAUUAUAAAUACAGUGAUGACGCCUAUUGAAACUAUUACAGGUGUACAAGGUUUAUAUUUAUGGAAUGCAUUGGCAAGUUUAUUCUGUACAUUUGCCGCAAUCACAUGGUUAAUACAAUAUCAAACCAGAUUAAUCAAAAAUGUUAUGACCGAUGAUGAACAACAGGAUGGUUGGACAUCAUUGAAUCGUACAUCAUUAAGUUUUAGCUAUUAUGUUAUUAUUAUUGCUAUUGGUUUACAUUUAAUCAAUAUAUUUAUCAUUUAUUAUGGUACAACAAUGAUUGAAAAUCAUUCAACAAAAAGAUCAAAUUGUAAUGGACGUCAUCGUUGUAAUGAACGACGAUCAAAUCGUAAUGAUGAACAUCCGGAAGGUUUAAUCAUGCUUUAUUGAUCAUCAUCAACAUCACGAACGAUCAGUGAAAA